Molecule: messenger RNA, 1202 nt
Organism: Menidia menidia (Atlantic silverside)
Lineage: Eukaryota; Metazoa; Chordata; Actinopteri; Atheriniformes; Atherinopsidae
Source: the annotation of a GenBank genome assembly
ACAGCCGAGGGAACAGCAGGAAAGCAUGUGCAGGACUGGCACAGGAAUGGGGUUACUACUCAAACUGUAAUCUUUUGAAAACCAAACAUCCAGUGCACUGUUGAUGAAUGUGUUUCAGCUUCUGAGGGCAAUGUGCUGGGUAUGUUCAUUUCUCUUUGUAAACACACCGGACUUCUGCAGUUCAACGUUGGAGAAUAAGUUCUAUGUUUACGCGGGUCCAGAGGAAUGCCAUGGCUGAUGUUGAGUUGGGCCGCGAGGGGCGGAAGAAGGCAGCAAAGGGAAAAUUUGGUGGAUCAUAAAGGGUUUUGACAAAGAAAACUAUCGGGAAACCAGCCAUGGUGUUUCUGCUCGCAUCCAUAACUGUGCUGCAUUUGGUGAGCCUGGCCAUGCUCCUCAUCGCUACCCUGGAGAAGUCCUGGUGGGUGUGGGCAGAGUCGGAGAUAACUGACCUUUGGCAUAACUGUGUGUAUGAUAAUGCCUCGGAAACCUGGUUGUGUGCUGCCACCACUGAAGGCGACUGGCUGCAGUCUGUCCAGGCCCUCAUGGUCCUCUCUGUUGUCUUCUGCUCCAUCUCCUUCCUGGUCUUUCUGGUUCAGCUGUUCACCUUAGCCAGAGGAAGUCUCUUCUACUUUACAGGCUUCUGCCAGGCCUUUGCAGGGUUCGCAGACUUUGCUGCUUGUCUCAUCUUCACCUUCCACAGAGAGGAGAUUUUAAGUGACUCAAGAGAUCUAAGCAAAGGACACUUCGGCUACUGUUUCAUAAUUGCGUGGAUGUGUGUCCCUCUUCUUCUUGUUAGUGCAGUGAUGUAUGUCCACCUGCGCAAAAAACAGUAAAGCAAUAAAAGAAUGUGUGUUGGUCAUGGAGUUAUCCUCUUCCUUCCCUUCAGCCAUGUAGCAGUUAACAAAUGGCAUGUAUGGUUAAUUGGACUCCAGAUUGAGGAAAAAUAAAAUGUCUCAGUCUUAUGUCAGUAUCAAAUUGUAAUAAACUGUAACACAGAAACAACUCAAGAGGACUAAAAGCUUUGAACAGUUGUGCCGUUUGGUGUGCACAAAGAAUUGUUAUAGAGGCAUUACCUAAUAAAUAGAAAAGCUGUGUUAAGUCUUUCUUUGUUAUCGUGGAGCAGAGUUUGGAUGGUUUUAUUUGUAUUUGAAAAAAAACAAAAAAAAACAUAGAUAAUAGCCACAUGUCAGAUCUACUAAAGA